Messenger RNA from Papilio machaon (common yellow swallowtail), 804 nucleotides. Its product is annotated as 28 kDa heat- and acid-stable phosphoprotein. The coding region runs from base 137 to 652 and encodes 171 amino acids. The record is from RefSeq and is a predicted model, not a curated record. The transcript has 6 exons. Gene Ontology annotation, molecular function: RNA binding. Gene Ontology annotation, cellular component: cytosol. Lineage: Eukaryota; Metazoa; Arthropoda; Insecta; Lepidoptera; Papilionidae.
UUUCCGGUACGACAAAAACGUCAAAGCUAAAUUCGUCCAAAAUUUUAUUUGCCAAUUUCAUCAAUCCACCGUAUUAUUUAUAAAAUUACUAUCCUAUAACUGUCGAUUAUUACCAAGUGUAAAUAAAACUUUUAAAAUGCCACGUGGUAAAUAUACUAAUCACAAGGGACGUAACCGUAAAUUUACUAGUCCCGAAGAAUUAGAGGAGCAAAGAAAGCAAGAAGAGUUAAAACAAAAGUGGAGGAAAGAGCAUGGACCUAGCAGUAGUGAAGAAGAGUCGGAAGACAAUAAAUCUGGUUCAGGAAGCAGUGAUGAGAGUGAUUCUGAUGAUGAUCAACCAGCAAAGGCGAAAGGAGUAUCUGGUCUCAUUGAAGUGGAAAAUCCCAACCGAGUGGUGAAAAAAAAUAAAAAGCUGAAUAACUUGGAUAACCUUGGUGAUGGUGAGAAACCUCAGUUGUCAAGACGUGAACGUGAAGAAAUAGAGCGUCAGAGAGCAGCAGCUGCAUACCAGAAAGCUCAUGCGGAGGGCAAGACGGACCAGGCACGUGCAGAUCUCGCACGACUAGCCAUCAUAAGACAGCAGCGUGAGGAAGCCGCCAAACGACGUGAAGCUGAAAAGAAAGCUAAAGACGAAGCUACCAAAAAAAGGUAGACUAAUCCACAAUAGACUAACAGGAAUACUAUUUUCAAUGUCUAAUGCUCAUAAUCUCAAAUUAGAUGGCUUUCAAAUCUUCAAUGUUUAUUAAGUAAAUUUUUAUUCGCCAUUUCAAGACUGCAUGGAUAAAUUUAUAAUUGUGAGAAAUG